Messenger RNA from Ilex paraguariensis (yerba mate), 327 nucleotides. The record is from the annotation of a GenBank genome assembly. Lineage: Eukaryota; Viridiplantae; Streptophyta; Magnoliopsida; Aquifoliales; Aquifoliaceae.
AUGUCAGCCAGAGGUGUCUUUGGUUGGUCUCCGCCUCACAUGCAGCCAUUAACUCCGGUCUCGGAGGUGUCGGAGCCGCCUGAAUCACCUUUUGCGUACGUAGAGCCGGGCAUUGAGGCGGUGGGCCCAGCAGAUGAUGAAGAGGAAAUUGAGGACGAGGCGGAACCACCACCGGCCGCCGUGCCAUUUUUGGGGCUGUUUGCUUGUGCCGACGGAGUUGAUUGGGCUCAGAAUAGUUGUUGGGUCGUUGGCUGCGGCGGCCCAUGGGGCGGCGAUUGUGGUGUAUUUGUAUUUGUUCGGGAAGAUUAUACAUUUGCUGAGCUUUGA